CUCUACACAUAAUGAAAAUUGACGCGACUCGAGCAUGCUCAGCGCGCAGGUCUGUCGUGUGUGGGCACCUUUAAGCAGCUGACUUUUAAGAAACGAUAGAAACUUGUUGGACAGCGUAAACAACACUUUCUGCACGUGCCGCAUUUCUUAAAAGUUUUGAAUAAAACUCGAAUUAUAUGAUGUCGGGUCGUCUUGAGCUGCUCAGUGAACAGGGCCUACGUCUGGAUGGUCGACGACCACACGAACUGCGACACAUCAAAUGCAAGCUGGGCGUCUUUGAGCAGCCCGAUGGCAGCGCCUACAUGGAACAGGGAAAUACAAAGGUGUUGGCCGCCGUCUAUGGGCCACAUCAAGCCAAGGCCAAGAAGACGGAGGGCAACGAUCUGAUUAUUAACUGCCAGUACAGUCAAGCCACCUUUUCCACAUCGGAGCGCAAGAAUCGUCCACGCGGCGAUCGCAAAUCGCAAGAGUUCAAAAUGUAUUUGCAGCAGGCAUUGAGUGCAGCAAUUAAAUCGGAGCUAUAUCCACGUUCCCAAAUCGAUAUAUAUGUGGAGGUGCUGCAAGCAGAUGGUGCCAACUACGCUGUAUCCCUGAAUGCCGCCACCCUGGCCCUCAUUGAUGCGGGCAUCUGCUUAAACGAGUUUGUUGUUGCCUGCACCGCAUCAUUGAGCAAGUCCAAUAUUCCACUAACGGACAUAUCCCAUGUCGAGGAGGUCUCGGGCGGACCCAAGCUAACUAUAGCGGCCCUGCCCACCGCCGAGAAGAUUGCGUUUAUGGAAAUGAGCGAAAGAUUUCACGUCGAUCAACUGGAGACGGUCAUAGAGACGGCAAUGGCAGGUUGCCGGGAGAUUCGCGACAUCCUGGAGGCGGCAGUCAAGGAGCAUCUUAUACAUAUUGGCAGUGCCGCCGACUGGGCGCGUGUGUGUUGAAAAUAAAUAAUCAUAACUCAUAAUUAA
This is a messenger RNA of Drosophila innubila, 956 nucleotides long. It is a transcript of the gene Ski6, whose product is annotated as exosome complex component RRP41. Bases 177 to 929 code for a protein of 250 amino acids. The transcript has a single exon. Gene Ontology annotation, biological process: poly(A)-dependent snoRNA 3'-end processing; rRNA catabolic process; nuclear mRNA surveillance. Gene Ontology annotation, cellular component: cytoplasmic exosome (RNase complex); nucleolus; nuclear exosome (RNase complex). The record is from RefSeq and is a predicted model, not a curated record. NCBI's taxonomy places the organism in Eukaryota, Metazoa, Arthropoda, Insecta, Diptera, Drosophilidae.